AUGGCGAGCACCAAAGUCCAGCGUAUUAUGACCCAACCCAUUAACCUGAUCUUUAGGUUUCUACAGAGCAAAGCUCGCAUUCAGAUAUGGCUUUUUGAGCAGAAGGAUCUGAGGAUUGAAGGCCGGAUCAUUGGCUUUGACGAGUACAUGAAUUUGGUUUUGGAUGACGCGGAAGAGGUCAACGUAAAGAAGAAUAGCAGGAAGCAACUUGGGAGGAUUUUGUUGAAAGGGGAUAAUAUCACUUUGAUGAUGAAUACUGGGAAGUAAUUCUGGAGACAAGGCGAAAAGUGUAAUCACUAAACCGUAAAGUGGCUGGCUGUUGGUGGUUCUAUGGGACUGUUGUCCCAACUUUGUACGGAUUCAACUCGUUUAGGAUCUAUUUUCUCUUAGCCCAUGUCUUCUAUCUCACAACUAUUGUGUAUCACCUUAUCCUGCCUUUUGAAUAUCAUUACAAGAAUUUGUAGUACUUGAAACUGGACAUCAGGUAAAUGUUUGGCAUGGCCGUUGCAGACAGUUGAAUAUGUUGAGGGAGAUGCAUUCUUACUUUGGUUACAAGAGAGAGCUGUCAUUGGUUACCUCAGAGAUAUGCAUGAUUUUGUUAAGCUUAGAGGAAAGUGUGAGAUUUUUCAGGG
Molecule: messenger RNA, 632 nt
Organism: Sesamum indicum (sesame)
Lineage: Eukaryota; Viridiplantae; Streptophyta; Magnoliopsida; Lamiales; Pedaliaceae
Biological process (GO): mRNA splicing, via spliceosome
Cellular component (GO): spliceosomal complex
Molecular function (GO): RNA binding
Source: RefSeq, a predicted model, not a curated record